Molecule: messenger RNA, 1851 nt
Organism: Oryzias latipes (Japanese medaka)
Lineage: Eukaryota; Metazoa; Chordata; Actinopteri; Beloniformes; Adrianichthyidae
Gene: tapbp.1
Product: TAP binding protein (tapasin), tandem duplicate 1
Biological process (GO): antigen processing and presentation of endogenous peptide antigen via MHC class I
Cellular component (GO): membrane
Source: RefSeq, marked provisional
ACAGAUGAGACGUGAGUUAAAGUCGAUGGGACACAUAAAAACAUGACGGACUUUUCUACCAUUUAUAAACUUUCCCUGGUGGCGCUUUGGUGCUUCAUCCACGCCUGCAGCAGCAGCAGCAGCAGCUGCCCGCUGUUGGAGUGCUGGUUUGUCCAGGAGAAAGUGGGUCGAGGUGGAGGUUUAGCUGGAGCCACGACUCAGGAAAAAACUCUGCUUCACAUCAGGAAAGAUGAGCGUGACGACGGCGCAGCGUCCAGCCGAGCUCCGUCUGACAUCAACCCCGACAGGAUCUACGUCAUUACAGACCCCGCUGAAACUCUGUGCCACCGCUCUUUCAACCCGCCCCGCGGCUCCAUCAAGAAGCCUCAGUGUGAAGUGAACCCCUUCCUGCCGCAGCCCUCCAGCCUGGCGUGGGUCCGCUCCCUCACGGAGAACGCCUUCAGCCCCGUGUACCUGCAGGCCGACUGGUUUUCAGCCUCCUUCCAUGGCGUGGAUGAACAGCGGGGGGUUGCCACCAUCACACGCGCUCCAUCAGGAACCAAGGAGCACAGCGUGAUCCUGAGCCUGACCAGUACAACCAUGACGGCUCAGGCCAGGCUGGGGCAGCCGUUCACGCUGGACUGCAGCUUCUGGGCCGACCCGUUGUCUCCUCUGUCAGAGACGGGCUUCGCCGUCGAGUGGCGGUAUCAGUUCAGAGGUGACGGCCGCCUCGUUCUGGCCUAUGAUGGUAAGACGGACCGUCUGGCUGACACUUUAGAGGAGGGGGCCACGCUGGACUUUGAGGCUCUGCACGAGAGAGGAAACGCGUCGCUGAUCCUGCAGGAGACCAAAGUGCAGCAUUCUGGGACGUAUAUCUGCUCAGUGUUCCUGCCGUACCUGCUGGCUCAGGUGGCCAUGGAGCUGGAGGUCGUAGAACCUCCAUCCCUCUCCAUCCACCCGUCCCCCCUCCCCCUCGCCGUCCCGGGUCAGGUUUUGAACAUCCAGUGUGAAGCCUCCGGCUUCGUCCCUCUCCCGGUAGACCUGAGCUGGGAGUUCAGAGGGGCAGAUGGGAAGAGCCGGUCCCUGGGGUCGGGCAGCAUGUCGGGUCACCGGCAGGCCUGGGACGGCACCUACAGCCAGAGCACCCGGCUGCAGCUGGACACGUCCAAGCUGGACCUGGGCAGAGGGGGGGAGAUCAGCUGCGUCGCUGUUCACCGUGGCGGCACGCGGCGGGCCAGCGUGACCCUCAGUGUGAUCGGGUUCAGCUCGCCGUCCAUCGAGGACUCCAUGGCGAUGGUGGGUGUGGCCUUGGUGCUCUACGGCCUCAUUAAGUUUGCUUCAUGGACUUUUACCAGCUCAGGAUCUGAUGAGGCUGCUAAACCCAACAAGGAUAAGUGAUGACAAAGCAGACGUUUGUCACUAAAUCAUCAAGGUGUCUCAUACUUCUGAUGGGGUUUCAUGUGCAGCUGUCCAGCUCUUUGGUGCCUUUGGUUGAUUGGUUGCUGGUUUGGACCGUACCAUUUUUACAGAAAAUUAUUUGACCACCCCUUUCUUUUAAUGUUCUUAUCUUGAAAGCAUGACAUCAUAAAAACCGAAAGAACGCUUCAAGUUUCACUUUGGGGAUUUCUAAACUGUGACUGGAGGCUGUGUUUUGUUUUGUUUUUUGAGAAAUAUGUUUCACUGAAGAUGCAAAACAACUGUCCUAAUUAAUAAAGUAAAGCACGUUUGUAAAUAGGAAGCCCAGAAUAUUUGUACAUUGUAUUACAAUUAAUGAAUGUCUGUCUUUUUUUGUGUGUUUGUCAAAGUUCUGCUGAAAUGUUGACAAAAUUGUUGUAAAAAUUCCAAAAAUAAAAGGUUGUAAGAAGUCAUUUU